Messenger RNA from Macadamia integrifolia, 1709 nucleotides. RefSeq names its product LRR receptor-like serine/threonine-protein kinase FLS2. The annotation marks the transcript as partial. Gene Ontology annotation, molecular function: protein binding. The record is from RefSeq and is a predicted model, not a curated record. The transcript has 2 exons. Lineage: Eukaryota; Viridiplantae; Streptophyta; Magnoliopsida; Proteales; Proteaceae.
UCCAUUUCUAAUAGAACAGUUCACUACCUAUACAUUUACCCACAAACCAUACUCUGCUAAAGUCGCUCGAGGUCGACAAAUUAACGGAUUAUAAGAUUGAAACCACAAGAGAUCCCAAUCUUUCCGUUUUCGACUCCUGGUUUUUAGUUCAACCCACAACUUAUUUGCAACUUGCAGUUUUAAAAUUAGAAAGUCAAUGGUGGUUUCUUCACUUCCGCUUUGGACAGAAAGGCUGUUUCUGAACUUGAACCCACGAGCACUAGGUGGGAAUGGAGCAACCUCUCUAUAAAGCUUCAUUGAAUAUUUCUUUAAAGCUCCAUUAUGGGUUCAACCUUCAGAAUCAACGAAGACUAUUCCGAAGAAGCAAAGAUGUUCCGGUAUGGGAUUCUGACCCUACUUUUUGUUUCUUCUCUAUUUGUUACAGUUCAAUCUACAGAGCUAAGCUCUGUCACUGAUAUUGAGGCCUUGAAGGCCUUCAAGGAUUCAGUCACCCAUGAUCCAUUUGGAACACUGGCAAGCUGGAUCGAUGCUAAUCAUUACUGCAACUGGUCUGGCAUUGUUUGUGAUGCAUCUAACCAUGUCAUUUCUAUAUCUCUGCUAGCGAUGGAACUCCAAGGCAAGAUCUCUCCAUUCCUGGGAAACAUUUCGAGCCUCCAGGUUCUUGAUUUAUCCUCAAAUUCUUUCACAGAGUCCAUUCCUUCUCAGUUGGGUCUUUGUUCAAAGCUCACCCAAUCGAUCUUCUUCAACAAUUCUUUGUCUGGCACAAUCCCAAAGGAAUUAGGAAACCUCAGAAACCUGCAGGUAUUGGAUUUCGGGAAUAAUUUGUUAGAUGGAGAUAUCCCUGAAAAGGUUUGCAACUGCACUACUUUGACUGCACUUAGCUUCAACACCAACAACUUCAGUGGCACAAUCCCAUCUUGCAUUGGUAAUUUGGUUAAUCUUCAGGUUUUUGUAGCUUAUACAAACAACUUGAGAGGUUCUAUACCAGUUUCAAUUGGUAGGUUAUCUGCUUUGCAAAGUUUAGAUUUGAGUCAAAACCAGUUUUCUGGGAAAAUACCUUCUGGGAUUGGGAACUUGACCAACUUACAAUACCUCUCAUUUUUUGAGAAUCUUUUGAGUGGGGAAAUCCCUCCUGAAAUAGGGUAUUGCCACAAGCUUUUGGAGCUGGACCUGUACAGCAAUGCACUCAAUGGAAGCAUUCCUUCUCAGUUUGGAGAACUAGUCAACAUAGAAGCAUUAAGGUUGUUUGACAACCAUUUAUCCUCAACAAUCCCUGCCUCUAUAUCCCAAUGCAAAUCAUUAAUUCAUCUAGGCCUUUCACGUAAUGAGUUAACUGGAAGAAUACCUUCCGAGCUUGGAUCUUUGGCUUCAUUACAAGUUCUCACUCUGUUCUCUAAUAACCUGACGGGCGGGAUCCCUUUGACAUUGUUGAACUUGCAAAACUUAUCAUAUCUGCACUUGGGCAUGAAUUCCCUUGGAGGGGAGAUCCCUUCCAACAUUGGUUCCCUCUAUAAGCUGCAGAAAUUGUUCUUAUAUGGCAACCAACUAGAGGGCCCAAUCCCAUCAGAGAUUGGCAAUCUAAGCUUGUUGGUCACAUUACAACUUGGUUUAAAUAGAUUUUCAGGUAGCAUUCCUCCUACAAUAUCAAAGUUAUCAUCCCUUCAAGGACUUUCCCUGCCUGGGAAUAACCUAGAAGGUGUAAUUCCUGA